Molecule: messenger RNA, 677 nt
Organism: Drosophila rhopaloa
Lineage: Eukaryota; Metazoa; Arthropoda; Insecta; Diptera; Drosophilidae
Exons: 4
Coding region: 27-677 (216 amino acids)
Source: RefSeq, a predicted model, not a curated record
GAACGGACAGCACAAGAAGCGGCAAAAUGAACCUGUUAGCUAAGAUCAUACUUUUCCUGUUGAUCCUGGAAUCUGUGUUUGCAUUGGACGCCAAUCUCACGGCUUGGCGUCAUCACAGACGACAAAAGCGGUUCCUAAUCUAUCAGAAUGGCGGUGUUAUCAAGUUUGUUUCAGGCUGUGCAUUUCCGGUUCCGUUUAUGGAGAAAAAAGUCUGGCGUCAGCUGGUCUGGCUGAUGAACUUCCACUAUCAGUUUAAUGAACCGCAAACUCCAAUCUACUGGUGGAAACUCUGGGAUAGUUCGCGAGGUCUCAAGGGUCCUGUGACCAAUCAGCCAGUUGCACCAUCCAUCCCAGCUCGCCUAUUAGUGGAUGAGCCCCAGCUUUUGCUCUUCAAGUUCGCCGAGGGAUAUAUGAAUCAGUUGGGUCAGAAUGGGAGUGCCUGUCUGGAGCGUCUGAUCUGCGAGAAUGGUCAGGUGGACGAGCAUAGUGGGCUCUAUGCGCAACUGCUUCACAGAUUAUUAAGACCACAUCGAACGCUGGACGGGAGAUACUUGAAUGCCUUUAGGAUGGGUCGCCAUGGCGUCAACUGCCGCAAAGCUUUUCCAGAGGCCCAUCACUGUUUUUUGGACGACUACAUACAUCUCCAUGAACGGGGACCCACACAGAGUUUUCUUUAA